UCUUCAAAGCUCUGUUAUUUAAAUUCAAUUUAUGAGAAAAUACUAGGAACCACGCGAUCAUUUUUUUCACGGGUUUCGCGCGUUUUAUCUGUUGUUGUGUUCUUAUGUUUUCUCGAGAAAGCAUGUUUAAGAGAUAUUUUGCUGUCGUGUUGACUUCUCAUCCAGUAACUUUUUAUUAUUUCGAGAAGCAUAUAAAGUCAGGAUAUUUUAGUAUGUUAUAAAUUUGGUGUUUUGCAAACAGUGUUUGUGUGGUAAUGUUUUAACCUAGACAGAGACUUGGUGAUUACUCCCUGAUGGAUGCUAGUUCUUGGAAAUAUUAGAUCAGAAAAUGUUAGGAUUACGGUGGAAAAAUAAACAACAUUAUGGAGACACCGGUGUUGACGUAACAACAGACGCCAGAGUACUAUUCGACGCCGUGCGUCAUGGCAAAAAUCACCUCGUGCGGUUCGAGGAGGGUGCUCGAGAUAAUACAGUGAGAUUACUAUUACGUCAUGGAGCUGACGUUAACGCAACGGAUGACUGUGGACGAACGGCGCUCAGUUACGUCUGCGAAAGACGCUGUAAUGAUAUUCUGAGAAUUCUAAUCAAAGAGCAUAACGUCGAUCCGGACAUAACUGAUACAAAUGGAAACACGCCUCUGAUUUAUAGCGCAAUGGUUGGAAACGACAUCGCAUGUGAUAUUCUCAUACGUCAUUUCCGGCGCCUUGGUCUAAAUAUAGAAGCAAUAAAUGAUGAAGGUUUCACGGCUCUACUUAUGGCUGCAAAGCAUGGAAAUAUUACAUGUGCACAGAUUCUUGUAGGUCAAGGCAAAGCGAGUACCCAACAUCGAGAUAAAAAGUAUGGUUUAUCUGUAGAAGAGUGGCUUGCAAAGAAAGGCUUCACUUUGCAAGAUAUAAAACCAGUUCGACAAGAUGGGAAGGGUAGAUCAAGAUUUGUUAAGCUUGCAAAUAUCGCUGCUAUCUGCUCGGCUCCAAAGAAACAUGCUCAGGCAGCACCACCGUACGGAGAGAUUGACUAUCAUUUGAAUCGCUUCCAGCUUGGAAAAAUUGAUGACGAUGAUGAUUUUUCUGAUGCGACUACAGGGACAGAUUUCUCCGCUGAGUCCAUUUCAAGAUAUCUCAACAGAUAUAACGAACGCUAUAAUGACCUUGAACUUGACUUUGCCCAAAAACAUUAUAAGAUUUAUCCAUAUCGUGAAAACAGUCGACCAAAACUUAAAACAUCGUCAACACAGACACAAUGCGAUGAAGGAGAUGAUGACGACAAUGAGAAUGCUGUGAUUCAGAACGAUGAUGGUGACGAUAGAGCUACUCUUGUUACUGUAGCAGAAACCGCAAAAAGUGACGUUGGUACAGAAAUUACAGUUUUACAUCACGAUUCACGAUAUCACCUUGAUAGGUCAAAAGUAAAGAAUUCAAACAAGACGAAAUCCGCCGAAGGAAAAUCAAAAGCUCGAUCAAUGGAGAAGAUUCAAGAAUUGGGCAAAGACGGAAAGCGAUUAUCUCUGCCUGAAAUUGAACAUACGCCUAUGGUUUCCCGCUCAGAGGGUGGAAAUGGUGAAAGGAAACGAUCAUUAGAUGUUCUCCCUGAAAAACUAAUUGCAAGCAUCGAACUAGGUGACGGCAGACGGCAGUCGAUACAGCUUCAUACAGACACUAUCAAUAACAAAGUGUAUUGGUCCCCGGUGGCUGAUGAUAAAUCUGACGACGGCUCGGAAAGGAAUCUGACGCCAUUAAAGUUUGAACGCGGUUCUGUUUCGGACAGUGAAACUUCCAUGACCGAGGAUGGUCCUAUUUUUCAAUAGUUACAAGUGAGCCGUAUUGGGACUGCGUUGCAAACAAAAGUGCCAAUGAAGAGUGUAGCAUGAUAUUUGACAGUUCUUUCUUAUAAUGUUUUAUCUUAUAUUUAUGAUGUUGGUUAUGAUAUGAUGAAAAAUAAUGUGCUAUAAUCAAAUCAUGCUUUUGUAAGACGUGAUUUUCAAUGUCAAGAAACGUUUGAUUGUUUUACAUCAUUUGUUAUAUAAUUUCAUAAUAUUAUAUUUGAAACAUCACGAGUAAUUGCUACUUUAUUAAAACUGCGUAAGUACACAAUUUUUAUUUUAAGUGCGCAGUUUUUAUUUUUAACUAUGGUUAGUACUUUAAAAAUUAUGUAGUAAUAAAUUGUUUAAGUAAGAUACAUGUUAAUGCCAUACCGACAUGACCUGAUAAAUAAUCUUUUCAUACUUAUUUUGUUUCUGAAACUUUAACAGUUUUAUUGUCGGAUAUUAUGAGUAUGGUAUUUGCCAUCAAAUCCUUGAUAACUUUCAAAUAUUUAAUUUAUUACAUGUUGAGUAUUACGUUAUCUCAAAAGUUUUUAUCCUUGUUAAAUAUUAUUAUUAUUUCACAUUCACAGUUCUAUAUAACACUUGGUUACAGUGCAAUGGUUGCUAUUUCCUUACAUUUAAAUAAAAUUAUUUCAUUUACUAACAUUGCAUAUCUUUCAUUGAUGACUUAAUUUAACAAGAAGAUUCGUUGAUUGUCGUCAGUUUUGCGACAGUUUGGAACAGUGCAGCUGAAAAAACACGAUAAUCUCCCUCUGAUAACAAGGAGAAAAGCCUAAUAUUCUAAUAUUCAACCUAAUCUCCUGGUUGGUCACAUGUUGGUUAUUAUCAAAUGUUAUCCUAAGCCUUUAUGCGGCAGAUGAUUCUAUAAAUGCAACAAAUGCAGAUCAAGAUCAGGCGAAACAUCCAUGCCGAAUGGUCAUGCAAUAUUCAUCUUUGAUUGAUUAAUUUUAUGACAAUUGUUUUGCCAUGCAACAUGCAUGUGAACUGUACUCGUUACGACUGAUUAUUGCUCGGAUUUUAAUCAAAUAUUACAAUAUAACCCAUUUUAUUUGUUAUUGUAAUCGGUACGCAUACAGUUGUCAAAUAAUUUAUUGUAUGAAUUAGUUUCAUCAACAAUUGAGCGUGUUCUAAGAACUAAACCAUCGAAUUAGUUUUGACUUAAUAAUUUUACUUUUAAGCAAAAAUAAGGAAAGUAAUGCACCUACACAAAAUAACAGAAAGGAGAUUUGAAAGUGAAAACAAUUCAUCAAUAUAUUUGUGUCCUAGACUGUUAAAAGUUAAUGAAGAAUGUUUUUGUAAUUCUUGCACGGCAUCAAUUGGUUUCAACAAAACUGCAGCUGUUUAAGAUUGCUUCACAUGGUUUUUAUAGUCUUGACUAAUCAAUGAUUUUGUCAAAGUAAUACUAUUCCAUCGUACUAGUAAUUGCUAAUGAAUAAUGGGUUGUGUUUUUCACAGAUAAUUUUUUUUCUCCCUGUUUGUUCAUUGUUAAAUAAAACAAUUUAUUCAUUAUACAUUUCUUUAAACGAACGUUGUAACAGUUAUAUUUUUAUUACUUUAUAUAAAUAUAAACUAAUUGCCAUUUUCAAUCAGUGUUAUGUAACUUUAACUUUUUAAAUGUCACGUAUUAGCCAUACACAAUUUUCCUGUAAGUCGAUGACAUCUUUUGGUUGUAAAUCAGUUUGGAGUGGAACUUUAUAAGAUUUGAUAUAUUUUGUUCUAAUCCAUUUCCACAGCGAAACUGUAUAUCACGUAUUGUAUGUUCUGGAAUAACUGUAUGUUCUGUUUAAACUAAAAACAAUUUAUAUAAUUUCGUUUCGCAUAGAUUGUUAAAACUGUUGUUCAAAUUUGAAAGGUUUUACGAGUAGUACAUUAAUAAAGAUGUAUGAAAAAUUUGUUGGCUAAUAGAAA
Ruditapes philippinarum (Manila clam) is the source of this 3730-nucleotide messenger RNA. RefSeq lists its product as uncharacterized. Gene Ontology annotation, molecular function: protein binding. The coding region runs from base 329 to 1804 and encodes 491 amino acids. The transcript has 4 exons. The record is from RefSeq and is a predicted model, not a curated record. Lineage: Eukaryota; Metazoa; Mollusca; Bivalvia; Venerida; Veneridae.